CAGCCACGCCUGCCCUCCCCCUGCGGCAGCCGCCUGGAUCCCGGACAGCGCAGCUUCGGGCCUUUCCUGGCGGCGGCAGUGGCGGCAUGGGCUGGAGACGGGCAGCUCGCUAGGAGAGGAGCCAGCGCGGUCGGGGCGCCUCAGGUGAGGGGAGCCAUGGGGGUGCUGAUGUCCCGGCGGCAGACGGUGGAGCAGGUGCAGAAGGUCAGCCUGGCCGUCUCGGCCUUCAAGGACGGGCUCCGGGAACGGCCCGCCGCCAAGCGCUCGGCCGAGGGGGCCGCCAGCCGCCGCGGGACCCUGGAAGAGCACGCCGUGCAGGAGCUCCGCGACGAGGAGGAGCCGGCGCCGGCGCCGGGGGAAGCCUCUCGGCCAGGGGGCAGCAGGACCGCGAGCGCCGCCUGGGCGAGGCUGCGGGACGGGCGCGGCGUGGAACCCGAAGACCUGGACCGGCCAGGCUGCUUCUUGCCCCCGGCCCUGGUCCGCCCCGUCCGGCCGCCGCCCGAAGAGAAGGAGCGGCUGGAGAUCAGCCUGGAGCAGCGCGAGCAGGUGACCAAUGAGGAGAUGUGUGAAGUGUGCGAGGUAUGGACGGCAGACAGCCUCCUGCCCUGCCGGGUUUGCACCAAGGUCUACCACGAUGGCUGCCUGCAGCGCAUGGGCCUCCUCUCCCCGGCCGAGGCCUCCGAGGCCAUCGAGGCAGCCCACUCAGCGGUCGGCUGGAGUUGCUACCACUGCGAUAACCUGAACUCGCUACUCACCCAAGAGGAGAUGGACUCCCUCUCCCAUGCCUUCCAGCAGAGCAACAUCGCACCCGAGAGCAGCCUGAGCCUGGAGGACUUCUUGCGCUACAAGGGCCUCGGGGGGCAGCCCAGCAGCGAGGAAGAAAAGGAACGGCAGGCCCUGCAGUUUGGGGCCCUGGACCCCGGGCAGAAGGGCCACAUCGCCUGGAUGGACUUCCUCUCCCAUGAGUCCCUGCUGCUGCUGCAGAGAACACGCACGCAGGAGGGGCUGCUGCACCUGCUGACGGGCAAGGAGAGGGAGCGGGCGCGGGAAGCCUUCCUGGCCCUCAACCAGCAGGGGGACGGGCUCAUCAGCCAGGACCAGAGCCGGCACUUCCAGAACGCUUGGUUCCGAAAACGACAUCCGGGGGCAGCCUCCUCCAGCGCCAGGGCCAGCCAGGCGGAGCCUGUCUCUGAAGGCAACAGCCAAAAGCAGGAGGACAAAGAGCUGCCCAGAGACGAGCCAGGGGAACCAAGCAGAACCGUCACCUGGCCGGCCUUUUUGAGAGAAAGCACCAUCUACAUCCUUGCUGCCCGGCCCAACAGUGCCGCCAUCCAUCUCAAGCCAUCGAUGUGAGGCCGUUGGGCAGAGCCGGAGAAGGCCGGAUGGGCCUCCUUGGAUGAGCUUCUUGCCAUUGAGACAAGACACUGGACCGGCUGCCCCAAAGUGCUGGAGGCCCCCCAGGAGCUGCACACACACCCCCAGGACAGUGGCAGGAGGGCUGAGGGAAGCCCCUUUGCCCUCCGGGCUCUGGACAUCCUCCACACUCUCUCUCUCUCUCAGUCCCUGCAGCCUCCCUGGGCAGAGGACCAGAAUGCCGGCUCCUCUCUGGGGAGCCCAAAUGCCAGAGCUCCCAGGUUUCCUCCGUUUCCCCUUUGGUUUUGCCGUUUGUUCUGACCAGCUGGAGGGACUCUGAAUGUGGAUAUUCCGGAUAUUCCGACAGCAUCCCGGCCUCUGGAAAUGAAACUGGAGCAUCCGGUAGCCCCUCCCCUCUUCACGGCCAGGCCAAGCCAAGAGUUUUGUGACUGGCCAAGAUGGAGGGAGCUCAGCAGCUCAGAGAGAGAGAAACCGAGGCCAGCAUCCCUGCAGACUCUGGUUUCUGGCUGGCCACCGCAUGCUGGGUUGUUUUGGCCCCCCAGGUCACCAAAUGCCAUUCACCCUGGAGCUUCUGGGCGGGGCCUUACUGGGAACAAGCUUCACCCACUGCAGCCCCCUCCCUUCAUUGCUCCUUUGCCAUUCGGUCUUCCUAGGGAGCAGUUCCAGGUUUUGAGACCUGUGUGCUGGCCCAAUCUGGCUCCCAAAGAGAAACCGCCUUUGCCCCCUUGGAGAAUGCCAGGUCUACCCUGGCACAGUCUUCCAGGAGCACAUUCAGCGGUUGCAUUCCCCCCCCCCUCCUCUCCUUCCCUCGCCAGCCCAGGAGGAGCUGAUGCCAACCAGAGGAGCCGGGACUUUUUCAUGUUCCAGUAAGAGCUGCUUUUCCUGCAGAGAGCACUGCCCUAGAGCUCAGCCCCAAACCUCCCAUCCUGCUGGCAGAGAAGAUAUCUCCUGCCAGGGCAGCAGCGUUGCCAGCCAGUGAAGCCCCUUCCCCCCACCCGGCUUGUCUGCACCCGUGAAUCAAAGGGCCCCCCCCAACAUGAUUCAUCCCUGCGUUUCCUGCCUCUUGGCGGUUUGAAGAGUUGUGGAAAUUAUUGAGGGAGGGGUAGGGACUUAGAAACCUUCACCAUCUGCAUGUAAAUAAGGGUGGGGGGCAGAUUGGAUUCCCAAGUUCCUCGGACACCACCACCACCCGAGCCAAGGGGCAGGGCAGGCCCUGUGAUCAGGUUUCCUCUGUAAUGCUCCGUUUGAACAUAGAACAUAGAAUAACCGAAUUGGAAGAGACCUAUGAGGUCUUCUAGUCCAACCCCCUGCUCAAGCAGGAGAUCUUAGGUCAUCCCAGACAAAUGGCUGCCCAGGGUGUUUUGGAGCACCUGUGACUUCUGAAGGAAAGCUGCUUUGGCUUUGGCGGCUAGUUCUGCAGGUCCUGCCUGAAGAUGAACCCCACCCCCUCCCGAGGGGGACCCCUGGUGAAUCCCCGGCUGAGGUCCUGGCUGACCCGGUGGGCUUAAUCCCGUCUGCAGCCUGCCUGCAGUGGCCAUUCUCAUUUUGUGGGAGAAGCGGAACCGCUGCUUCUCCUGGCAGAAUCCCCAUGGGGCUGGGGUUCGAAGGGAAGGAAAACUUCAGAUCAAAGCCAUACGAUCGUCCCAGGCCAGCAGCAAAGGAAAUCCUGGCUUAUUGGGAAGCAGCUGGUUCCUUGGGGUGAAGUUAAGUGGAGGGAGUGGGGGGAGUCUCCUUCCUAGCAAGGCUGAGCCUUGUGUAGAACAAGGGGGUCAAACUCGGUAUCAUUGAGGGCCGUGUCAGGGUUGUGUUUAAACUUGGGGGGGGUGGCCAGCCCAGUGUCACUCAUGUCAGGGGUGCCUCUGGCGUCCCGAGGGCUCUGCCAGUGAAAAUGGGCUCCUCCCAACCUCCGUUUUCGCUGGUGGAUGGUUGCAGGAGGCCGUCGAGCUCGGGAGCCCAUUGUCGCUGGCAGAGGCACCGCAAGCCGGUCCUUCACUUUCCGGGGUGGCCCCACAGGCCAGAUCUAAGCACCCCAUUGGCUGGAUCCAGCCCUUGAGUCUGACACCCCGGAUGCAGAAGGUCAGAGGAAAUUCUAGGUGGUUUGCCUGCCUCCCCAUGACCCCGGUGGAAAUCUGAGAUAUGGGUAGUCCUCCUUUAGUGACAGCUCAAAAUUACAAGGGCACUAGAAAAGUUGACGUUUUUCCCAUUCUUCACACUUAUGGCCGUUGCAGCAUCCCCCUGGUCACGUGAUCAAAAUUCAGAUGCUCGGCAACUGACUCAUGACAGUCGCCGUGUCCUGGGGUCACAUGAUCCCCUUUUGUGACCUUCUGACAAGCAAAGUCAACGGGGAAUUCAGAUUCACUUAACAACCAUGUUACUAACUUAACAACUGCAGCGAUUCACUUAACAAUUGUGCUGAAGAAGGUCAUAAAAUGGGACAACGCUCACUUAAGAAAUGUCUCGCCUAGCAUCAAAAAUUUCGGGCUCAAUUCUGGUCAUAAGUCGAGGACUUCUUCUCUUCUGCUGCUCUUGUGAAGGGGUGUCCAUAGGACAUGGUCCGAAAGUCAAGACGAGAGCCAGAACGGUGUGAUUCCGCAUUAAAGCAGGUGGAGUUUUGAUCCCCCCCAUGGUCAAAAUGGCCACUCCUAAGCCAUCAUCCUGUGACCGGAAGCUUCUGUCUCCCCAGGAAAAGUUACUUUGCCUGGAUGGGGGUUUGAGCCCCUUGUGCCGCCUCCUCUUCCUCCUUCCAAGAGCCAUGUUGCCGGAUGAGGCGACAGCCACCUGUCCUCCAGGGCAACCAACCAAAGCCAAGCAUGCCCAGCACAGCCAAGGCCUUGGUGGCUGGUCCCAUCUGUCUCUCCAGGGAGACUCCCUGGGAUUCUGAGACCAGAAGAAGAAGAGCCUCUGCCUGAAUGUCUACUGAGAUUCUCCAUCCUCUGGUCAUGGUUGUCCCAGAGGUGUUUUUUCCAGAAGGCAACUGGGCUCUCUUGCUUUUUUUCCCUUUGAAAAUGUUUCGCUUCUCAUCCAGGAAGCUUCUUCAGUUCUAAGUGACUGGUGGAGAAUGGAAGGAUUUAGAUUCGUUGCAGUCACCUGGUCUUUAGCACUCUGGAGUUUGGUCAUUAGCUUUCAAGCCAUUGAGGCAGAAGCUUGUCCACCCCGAGGACACAAAGGGAGCAUUGGGAUCUAUGCAGUGCAAUGCAGCAAGACAUAUGCAGACCUAUCUGUUGCGGAAACAAAACAACCAUUUCACAAAUGCAACACAGAAGAACAAACACAUCAGGAGAAGAUUCAGCAGUUCAAGGUGAAGUCCACUCUUCUGAAGAAAGCAGAGUCCACAUUCUGAACUUAGAGGACCCCCCCAGUUUGAAAGAGGGACCAAAGAAGCCAUCUGUCGUAUCCCACCCCCCACUCCGACGAACAAGUCAAGGAAGUCCAUGGCAAACUUGGCAACAAAGCCUCUGCAGCUUGCCAAGUCCCUUCGAGGUUUAUCAGGGCAGGCAGGAGUCCAAGUUGUGACUUCAGCGAUAGGGUCCGGUAUCAGCAAACUCAAUAAGACUUUGCUUGACUCAAGGUUGGAAUGCCAAAAGCAGAUCCUUUAUAUAGGCUGUGGGGUGUGGCUCCAUGACUCAGCAUUUAUCCAGGCCUGCCCCACCCCUCCUUCUGCUGGCGUUGUCUCUCAGAUCUCCGGAAGUGAGGGUCCUCCCACACUGAAUUGUCUUCAGCUGGAUCUGCUGUCAGUAAUUCCAGCACCUGGCUGCUUCCUGCUCACACGCUGUAUGAGUGAAGUUUAUCGGGCUUGUCCGUUCACUCCUGGAAUCCUCUCCGGGCAUGGGGCCAGGGCCAGGGGCUGGAGGCAUGACAGGUCGUUCAUCUUCAUUAUCAGACUCUGAGUCUGAUAUGGAGACGGGAGGGGCCCGGCUGAGGAGAGGAGGGAGGACGAGUCACAACACCAUCCAUGUAAAAAUUGAAGAGCCCUUCCUCAGCAGAGGGAGAGGGAUACGACCAGGGGUGAAAUGCUCCCGGAUCAGACCGGAUUGCGCGAUCCUGUAGCUAUCGUGGCCGGUAGUUUGAAUUGUGGCUGGUAAUUCAGCUGUUGUAGAAAGAUGAGACUCAAGCCAGCUCUUCAGGGAAGGAAAGGUUUAUUGCGCAGGUUCAGAAAGCAAAGCAGUGCAAAGGGUCUGAACCCUGAAGGGCGUAUCAUUAGACAUAUUUAUACCCUUACUAUACGUAUACAUUUCCUGAGCUAACAUAGUUCCAUAUAUGGUUAUAUUCUAUACGUCCUUAUUUUAGCAACUGGAAAAGUACCAGACAGUUGUGACCGUUACGUGCAGAUAAGAAAACAGGAUAUGGCUCUUGGUCAACAUCUUCAAGGGGGGACAGGAAACACCUGGCUAAUACAGCAGUUUCUCCUAACUAGUCUAGGUCCACUUCCCAGCGAUCCGGUAGCGAUGGCGGUGCAAAGUUCCGCCCACCCGCCCAGAGUGUCAGUACUUCCUGGUUUUAACCAAGAAGUAAUGUGGUUUUUUACCUGUUUUGCGCAUACACAAAAGGUCUGCACACGCCUGUGAUGUGUGCACGGGGCACUUGCAGUUCCAACCGGUAAGGAAGGUAAGUAGAUUUCACCCCUGGAUACGAUCCCACCCAUCUCCUGUUUACAACAGAGUCCUUUCAGCGGUUCCAUUUCCACUAUUCAGGUGACCCUGAGGGCACAGAUAAACCUCCCAAGUGGCAUCAGUGUUUCUCAGAGAGAGCACUAACAACCAGAGGACUGCAAGGAAUAUAAAUCCUUCCAUCCUCCACCAUUCAGUCAGAACUGAAGAAGCUUCAGAAGACACCUAGAAGACGCAAGAGAAUCCAAUUGCCUUUUGGGGGAAAAGCAUCUUUGGGAACCCAUUUCCUUUGGUGAAACCACUGGGAGCUGUUCCAGCCCAAGUGAAACUCCUGACUUGGGAUGGUUUGAUGUGUCUGGAGCAGUGGUUCCCAACCUUUUCUUGUUUGAGGCACAACCUUUUCUUGUUUGAGGCACCCUUGGAAAGCCUUUCAAAAGUUCCCGGCACCCUUAUAAGGAAAUAGAUAUUUAAAAUCUCCGUAGCUCAAAAGUUCCCGGCACCCUCAAAAGAUCUCACGGCACCCCUUAGUGCCGCGGCACACUGGUUGGGAACCACUGGUCUGGAGGGUCCUCAGUCCGCCCCGAACCGGAUUGCCCUGGACGAAGAGAGCACCCAGGCCUCUUCUCUUGAUAAGAGCCCCACAAAUGUAGGAGAAACUGGAGACCAGCUGGCCUGCUGAGCCUGGGAUGCAGAAGACAGGCAGGUGUUCGUUGAAAAGGUACUAUAUGGCCUUCCUAGUGCACCCCACAUGUUUCUGGAAGCCCCUUUCAGGACUGAGGAGUCCCCUUUUUCAUCAGAUUCCCCAGAGAUGCCUAAAUCCAUGGAACGGACCCCAGGCUCCGCACCCCUUCCCCUCCCUCUCAACGGCUCCUGUUAAUUCUGUAGUAACACAGCCCAAACUCUGUGAUAUGAAUAAAUUAUGGACAUGA
Messenger RNA from Ahaetulla prasina, 6910 nucleotides. It is a transcript of the gene PHF24, whose product is annotated as PHD finger protein 24. The record is from RefSeq and is a predicted model, not a curated record. NCBI's taxonomy places the organism in Eukaryota, Metazoa, Chordata, Lepidosauria, Squamata, Colubridae. The coding region runs from base 157 to 1353 and encodes 398 amino acids. The transcript is spliced from 8 exons.